This is a messenger RNA of Pygocentrus nattereri (red-bellied piranha), 9666 nucleotides long. RefSeq names its product MTSS I-BAR domain containing 2b (gene mtss2b). The transcript is spliced from 15 exons. The coding region runs from base 543 to 2813 and encodes 756 amino acids. The record is from RefSeq and is a predicted model, not a curated record. Gene Ontology annotation, cellular component: actin cytoskeleton; cytoplasmic side of plasma membrane. NCBI's taxonomy places the organism in Eukaryota, Metazoa, Chordata, Actinopteri, Characiformes, Serrasalmidae. Gene Ontology annotation, biological process: plasma membrane organization; cell projection assembly. Gene Ontology annotation, molecular function: actin binding; phospholipid binding.
UCUAAGCCCGCACCGCAGCUGAGCUCGCUGCAUCUCCACACACUCGCACCCCCCACACCUCCACACACUCACACACAUACGCACACACUCUCCUCCUGCUUCUCCCCUCCACCUCCAGCUCCUGCUCCACCUCUCUGUUCUGUCCGAAGAUGACCGUGAUUGCUGGGGUGCUAUCUGCGAGCCUGACCUCUGCCCGUGGGGAGUAGACCCGGAGCUGGGAAGAGAGAGAGUCUCUCUCUCUCUCUCUCUCUCUCUCUCUCUCUCUCUCUCUCUCUCGCUCUCUCUCUCUCUCUUCUCACCAUAGUUGCCCCAAAUCGCCGGGCACCGGGGUGACUGCACUGCUUCAGCCUUUUUCUCUCUCCACCAUUGAACCAUCUCAACAUCCACUAUUGGGAAUUCACACGCACCGCUCUGACCAGCGGAAGGGACAUCGACAUUGCUAUCGUGGAAAUCCUCAUAGAGAAGGGCUGAUUUUCCCCUUUUUUCCUUUCACAUAAGCCUUCGAGGCUCCCUCACGAUCAGCGAAGCUGGAUCCUAUAAGCAUGGAGACGGUGGAGAAGGAGUGCGGGGCGCUUGGUGGGCUAUUCCAGGCGAUUGUCAAUGACAUGAAGUGUUCAUAUCCUGUCUGGGAGGACUUCAGUGCCAAGGCAACCAAGCUGCAUGCCCAGCUCCGAACCACCGUGCUUGCAGCAGUGGCCUUUCUGGAUGCCUUUCAGAAGGUGGCAGACAUGGCAACCAACACACGAGGUGCCACCCGGGACAUCGGAUCGGCGCUGACCCGGAUGUGCAUGCGGCAUCGCAGCAUUGAGGCCAAACUGCGCCACUUCACCAAUGCUCUAAUGGAAAGCCUGAUCAACCCACUGCAGGAGCGAAUUGAAGACUGGAAGAAAACAGCCAAUCAGCUGGACAAGGAUCACGCCAAAGAGUAUAAGCGGUCUCGCCAUGAGAUAAAGAAGAAAUCUUCAGACACAAUGAAGCUGCAGAAGAAAGCUAGAAAAGAGCUGCAGGGCCGAGGGGAUCUGCAGCCUCAGCUGGACAGUGCCAUGCAGGAUGUGAAUGAUAUGUACCUGCUGAUGGAGGAGACUGAAAAGCAGGCAGUGCGGCGCGCCCUGGUGGAGGAGAGAGGACGCUUCUGCACCUUUAUCAGCUUUCUGCAGCCUGUAGUGAAUGGAGAAAUUGCCAUGCUGGGAGAGAUCACGCAUCUCCAGGCCAUUAUUGAUGACCUCACUGUGCUGACCACUGAUCCCCACAAACUGCCCCCAGCCAGCGAGCAGGUAAUAAAGGACCUGAAGGGGUCAGACUACAGCUGGUCCUACCAGACCCCUCCUUCCUCCCCCAGCAGCUCUGGCUCUAGGAAAAGCAGCAUGUGCAGCAGCAGUGUGAACAGCGCCCACAGUAGUGCCUCUCGCUCCUCGGGAGGCUCUCAGACUCACUCACCCAGUUCAUCCUGUCGCUACCGCAGCCUGGCCCAGCCGCUACCAGGGGGUGCUCACCGCCUCAGCAGCGUCUCUUCCCACGACUCCGGCUUCAUCUCUCAGGAUGCCAAUGUCUACUCCAAGCCCCCCUCGCCCAUGCCAUCGGACAUCACCAGCCAGAAGUCAUCGAGUUCAGCGUCCUCAGAGGCCUCCGAAACCUGUCAGUCAGUGAGUGAGUGCAGCUCUCCUACAACAGACUGGUCCAAGGCAGGUCCACAUGAGCAGCCACUGGUCAACACGCUCCAGAGGAGGAAGGAGCCCUUGGAUAGGCUAAGGGAGUCAGAGGCAUCGCCUCAAUCACAGGGCUAUGCUGGGGUCCAUCCUGAAGACCCUCAGAGGCCAAGGAUGACCCCUGCUACCAUAGCAGCUAAGCAUGGUGAGGAAGUGUCUCCGGCAGCCAGUGACCUGGCCAUGGUGCUGACGCGGGGCCUCAGUAUGGAGCAGCAGAAGAGCAGCAGAGACUCGCUCCAGUACUCCAGUGGAUACAGCACUCAGACAACAACACCAUCGUGCUCUGAGGACACUAUCCCUUCUCAGGGCUCUGACUACGACUGCUACUCUGUAAAUGGAGAUGCUGAAGCAGAUGGUCAAACCGAUUUUGACAAAUCCUCCACCAUCCCUCGCCACAGCAACAUCGCUCAGAACUACCGGCGUAUGAUCCAGACCAAGCGUCCUGCCAGCACGGCCGGCCUGCCCAGCGGAGCUGGUGCUCAGGGCGGCCCUCCGGGUGCUAGCGGCGGAGGAGGUGGGGGCGGUGGAGGUCCAGGCACCCCAGGUACUGCUACCAUCCGCCGAACGCCCUCCACCAAACCCGGCGUGAGACGCACCCUGUCUAAUGCGGGCCCCAUCCCAAUUCGGCCACCAAUAGUGCCGGUUAAGACUCCCACUGUGCCCGACUCACCGGGCGGUGCUUAUCCGGGACCUCCAGCCCGCGUGGGGAGCGAGGAGUGUGUGUUCUAUGUGGCGGACGACGCCUCUCCCAGUGCUCUGGAGUAUGUGAAAGCAUCCCCCAAGCGUCUGAGCCUGCCUAACACUGCCUGGGGCGCGGGGGCUGUGGAGAUGAGUGUUUAUGGCCAGCCUGGAGAAGAGGACCAGCUGCUGGCCGCCAACCGCCACAGCUUGGUGGAAAAAAUCGGCGAGCUGGUGGCCAGCGCCCAUGCCCUGGGCGAAGGUCAGUUCCCUUUCCCUUCCCUCCCUGACAGGCCUCCUCCUGGGCUGGAGGCCCAGGCUGACCCGCAGGAGCCCCAGGAUGGUGAGGACAUGCUGGUGUCCAUCCGUCGUGGCGUACGGCUGCGCAAGACCGUCUCCAAUGACCGCUCGGCGCCUCGCAUUUUGUGAUGGCUCCUUGAGGCAAAUUGAGGGGAAAAAACACUACACAUUGUGGACUCUUGUAGAGAAUGACCUAUGAAAAAGAGGAUUAAAAAAAAAGCUAAAUGUUUAAAGAAAUCGUUAGAAUUAAAUACGUGAUGAAAUGAUAAAUAAACGAUAACAAAAAAAAGAAGUAAAAAUGCUAAAUAACAACAGGCUCAGGCCAUUAUAACUCUUUAGCGUGUCUGGACGCAUGUUUGUCUUAUUAACACCACCCAAUCACGGCGGGAUUGUAGUCAGACUGUAGCGAGACGCUGGGCGGCUGAAAGGAGGGACAGGGACAUUAAGGGGGUCUGAAAGUAAAGGCCCUGUGUUGUAGAGGACUGAGCGGUCUUAUACAACACCUACCCUCUAAAAGUGGACCCCAGGAGUCAGUGCUGGAAAAGCUCAUGUCGGGUGAGGAGGUGCUGUACGCCCCACCCCCACCUCCAGCUCGCUGACAUUACACUGCCAUUUGGAAGUGAGGGUGAUGGAGCUGUUGUGCAUUUAUGACUGGUCGGUGUGGCUGUCAGUUAGGCUGGAGGUGAGCGGGGCUCUGCUGCAGGUCAGCGUGUGGUUCUGUAAGGGGGCGGGGCUUGUCUUCUGUUCGUUGUUCUCUUUUCUUUCUAAGCAAUUAAUCUUAAUCCCAGAUCCUGAUCCAGAACGUGUGUGUGCGUCAGGUGUAUGUAUUUUGUAGACAUAAAAAAUUCCAAUAUAAUGUGGAGCAAUAAUGCUUUUCUUUCUUUUUCGUUGGUGGAAGAAAGAAGAAAUCAUGAGAGUAGUUUGGCUGUAGUUUUCUUCGGUGUGGGUGCUGAGGUUAUCAGCAGAAGAGCCUGAGCUUUGCCUGCUUUAGUUCUGGCCAUAAUACGAAGGGAGCAAAGUGAAGAGGAAGAAGAGCACUUUUUAAGAUGUAGUGUUCAUGUUGACCACAGGGUGUCAUUGUGGCUGCACUGUGUGCAGAGAGUGUGGAGAAGAGAAAAGAAGAGAAGAGGCACUUACCUUAAGGGAGGUAGAAAGUAAACAGGCUUGGAAAAAAGAGAGGAAAAGAAAGUGAAGUGUAAAAGAAGGAAUGAGUUGGGGUGGUAAGUGAUGGUUAUUUUUUAUGCUCUUGUUCUUUUUAACUGUUCAAAGUUGGGUAUUUACACAGAAUAUAUAUCUUUUUCAUGAAUUGGUGUGGGUUCGCCUCACCUUUGGCCAUCAAGCCUCAAACCACAGCCCUCUGACUCAGCUGUACUUGCUGGAGGUGGGUCAGUGAGCUAAGAUGAAGGCACGGACCUGGUUGGGAAGAAUUUCAGAGGGACCUGGUGUAGAAAAGUAACAAAGGAAAGAUGAGGAUGAGGAUGAGGCUAAAGAAGUAGGGAGGUAGAGAGAAUGAUCUCUGGCAAAGGAAAGCAAGUCCAGUUCUUUCUAACACAAGCAUUCCACUGCCUGAUCUAGAGCUUAGGACAACUUACGCAAGUAAGUAACCACUUUGGCAUUUUAUGAAGUAUCGUGUGGCAACAUCCUGUGAGUACCCAUUUUAAAGUGUGAGAAAAAGGAUGAUCCUUGGUGACUCUGGACAUGGAAUAGUACUUAGGUGGCCAAAAACACUGUUUUAGUCCUGUAGUAUCUGUCUGUGAGUGACUUUCUGUGCUCCCAUGAUUCAUUAUAACCCCUGCCGUCUCGCAUAGCUCUGCCGCUCGAAAAUGGCCACUACAUGUGCGACUAAAUGAACACUUAAUGAUUUUUUUUUUUCUUGAUUAUUUAUUUUGCAUAAAUAGAGCACUCUGUUUUAGGAAUGCCUGUAGCUAAUUAAAAAACAACAACAAUGUGUACCUGCUUUGCAAGAGUAAGACUGUGCCAGAAUGUUUGAUCCUUUGCUAGGAGUGAGCAGGAAGGGGGACCACUGCCUAGUACUACACGCCAGCCACAGUGACCCUGGCCAAGAGGUCAGCCCACAGAGACUCUUCCAGAAAGCACAGGUCAUAACUUUGUAUAUAUACUCACAUAUAUACAUACAUGUACUGUAAAAGAAGGUGGACAGUAACUGUACUAGCCUCAUCACAAAAAUAACAAAAUGUGUCUGACACAAAUAUUGUCUAACAGUCCUGGAGAAAAGCAGAGGUCAAGUGGCACGGGGUAUGACAGCAAUAUGGCAGAGUUUUCUAGAAAAAAAAAAAGAGAGAGAGAGAGAGAAUAUGAUCAUGUCUAACAAUUCGAUAUCCAGUACUUGUAUACUGUUUCUUCAAUGUGCAACGUGCUAAUUUACUAUGGUCUCAGUUUCUUUUCAUGCUUAGUCUGCUCUGAUAUUAUAAUUCACACUGACUUUCGGACGAAUCAGUGAGUGAGAGAAAAGCCGAGAAACGAGGAGGCAUGAAUGAGAGAGAGACAGAGAGGGGUUGAAGAUGAAAACUACAGAGUGGUUUGUGAAAUAUAUCCAGCUGUGAGUGAGACAUGUAGCCAUUAAUUUGGAUAGAUGGAGUAUAAUGUAGAGCAUCAUCCCAGGAAGUGAACUCCCUGUUAGUUUUCCAAUAUCAGGGCUGUGAGGUUCCAUCCAGGACCACCGCUCUGCACAGUGAAGAGUUUCCCCUGCAUAACUGAUAUCCAGGCUCCACACACAAUCGCAUUCUUCAUAUCUACAGUUGCACAGCCAUAGUUUGAUAAAAUCCCAUUGAACUUGAUGUUAGAUUAGUGUUUAGAUGGGCAACAGUGAACUUCCGCUACAUUAAGUUUCCAGUUUAAACUGCCUGCAGUGGAGCUGCGCUGUGCGGGUUAAAAACAAUACAUUUGCCAUUACAGUAACACUGGCCAUUUGUAAUUAAUAAUAGGCUCUGAUUUGACAUGUUUUGAUUUGUGAGCUAUAAUUUUCCAUUAACUUGUAUCUUUACACUAUAAGGAUAACUCACAUGUGUUUUUGGCAUAUAAAAGAGCUGACAUUAGCAUAGUGGCAAAUCUAAAACUACAACAUAGUGCAGAUCAGUAGUGUAGCAUUUUAAACUGGGAACACAACAUUAUGUAGCACCUCUAAACAAAGUGUGCUACAAUUUGGUUGAAUGUGGUUCGGUAAAGCUUGUCCAAACUUGCAACAGUUGCUAGGAAUGAAUGCAUUUGUGGGCCAACUGUGCUGUGUUAGAACAGUGGUUUCAAGCUGGCCCUCAGGGACCAAAUACCCUGUCUGGGGUCCCUGAGGACCGGUUUGCAACCCACUGUCUUAGAGCAGGUAAAAUAACAAACAGAGCAAUGUCUGUCUUGAUGUCUUAGAGUGAGAUGUCAGUUUAAAAACCAUAUGCUGGAAACUGGAAGGAAACAGAGGAGCCGUAUUUCCAUCCACUUUGAGCGAAUUCAUUUUAAAGUUUAUGAAAAAAUGAAAUCAUGCAGUAAAGGUGUGCGACUAAAGUGAGGUAAGAAAACAAACGGUAUGAUAAUGUGCAUUUAAAUAUAAACAGCACGCUACAAGGAAGCAAACAAACAAAAAAUCGCACAUACGCACAGUUAUUUUAGCACGUCAGCACUAUCCAGCUAGCGUAAAGAUCCAGAAUUUAAAAAAAAAAAAUCCUAUUGAGAAUUGUUUAACACCUGUGUAAUGGUCAUUCUCAGAUUAAAGUGUUAUAUACUGGAGAUAAUGGUGCAUAUGUAAUAAAAUUAGACAUGCUCUGGCACAAUACUGUGACUAAAGUGCUCUACUGGGUGGGGAAUACCAGCACCAUAGCAGAGCAAAACAUAGUGAAUAAAGUUUAUGUGCAUUUACUGACAGAUACCAUUUCAGAGAGCAGCAUAGCACGGUAUCUUAAUACUUGCAUGCAACUGUGCAUUGAAUCAGACCCAGUAUAGGCAACAAAUUGGAUGGAAACCUGGCUCUUGUCACUUUUGAGCUAAAUCUUCGGGCACUGAAUGUGCACAGGCACAGGUGAAGAGGAGACACGUCUGUCUCUCUUUCCUCUCUGACAUACCUUUGCCAUUGUUUGUAUCAUUCGCCAUUUCACUCAUAUUCAUGAUAUUGCGUGCUUGUUAAAAUUCUUACUUUAUGCAUUAUUCAUGUUCUGCCUUAUUACAAGCGAAACAGUCGAAUGCCAAAAUUCGUACCAGAAGUGUUACUGCGCUCAGAUGCUGUUUCCUCGGAAAACUGCACCGCGACUGUGUCUGUAAGGCCGGCGUGACACUGUUUCCCUAAGAGAGGCUAAUGUAGCUAAUGAAAUGACUCUCAUUAAUAUUAAUGUUUACAUGCUGCUGAAUUUGUUCUCGCCUCCUUUUCCAUGUGCUCCUACUGGGGUAGCUGAACUUAGCAUAACUUCAGCACAGCCUGAGCAGAGGGAGCUGUGUGAUGGAGUGCAUGUUUGCUUUCUCCCCUGCUGGUCAGAAGGCGCCCUAAAGCAUUCUUUACAGGGAAGAAAGUGCAGCCAUUUACUUUACUCUAUUACAUUUUAGACAUCAGGCACAACAUUUUCAAAGCUAGCUCCAUAAGCAGUAUAGUGGCUUUCAAUGCCUUGGAUAUGACCUACCCAGCCAACCUGUACAUAAAGUAGGUCACAGUCUGUAAAGAAGACAUCAUAAGCAGUUUAUCUUGCAAAGUCAGGCAGUUCAUUUUCACAGGGUCAUAGCUAUUAGGGAUGAGUCAGAAUUCUCAAAUAUUUGAAUAGUCAUGAAAGUCAUGACGCGCUAUGCUCCACCAUGGCAUGAGCAAGACGUUGGUGCCAUGUAACAGACAGUAGAGAGCGCAGCUAUAGUUCAUAGUGUGUCACAGAAAAGAGAAGAUAAGCUCAUUUUACGUUUGUAGGGUUGAUGGAAUAGAAGUUUCAACAUCGUUUUGGGAAUUUAUACCUGUGUUUGGGAUUGGCUACCUAACGUAACAAACUCGCUGUUUCCCUAGGCUGGUAACAUUAGCUGGGCCCAGAUAGCAAACUGCCACUGCUGAUCCACCCUCAGACCACCCAGACUAAGGUCUACUAGUUUGUAAUCUCCUUGGACAGAUUUUAAAAUGCAUAUAGCCUUUUAUUUUGGAAAUAAAACAAAUAACUAGGCAUAAUAUAAAAUGAUUUUGUUGAAAAUGUGGUUGCUGUCACUGUGCUAGAAUGGUAUAACCAGCUUUGCUUAUGAUAUCGCUGUUAAAAUGAUUUACUAAACUAAUUCACAAAGGAGAAAGAAAGAAAUGAAGGUAAAAUGAGUAAAUUGGACUGUGAGUGGGGGAAAAUGGCAUUUUGUAUGAUACUCUGUUUAACCAACAAUGGCCUACUAUCCUUUUGCUAUCUGGACAGUGACAUGUGAAAACAUUUAUUUGUUAUCUUAAAAACACCAGUUUGAAUAGUUCCGUGGUUGUCUGGAUGGAUUUGUUCUCUGGGUUUAAUAUAGCUCAGUGUGCAAUAGGCUUGUAGCCUUAAAUGUCCUAUACUUUUUGGGGAGUUGGGAGUGGGGAGGGGUGUUUUGGAAUAUUUUUGGAAUGACUUGCACAUUCAAAUUUGACUGAAAUGCCCAUCCCUAAUAGCUAUAUAGGCUUCCAUACUAGUUUGCUUGUGAUGUCAUGUUUCUGUAUUGUACAUAAAAGCCCAUUGUACUCGCUUUCAUCAUUUUAGCAUCUGGACGUUAGAUGGCAGCGCCAAGAAUCCAACCAUUUUACCAAUUCACAAUGCCUUUUCAGUUUGCGUUUAGUCUUUCUUAAUGACUGAAAGAAUCUGUAAAGACUGUAUUUUCAUAGCCUUUAGCAGUAAUUGCAAAAAUAAUUGCAUCAUCUCCAGAAUGGUCCAAACUCUGGCACAGCUGCUUGCAUGUUCAUAUUAAAUCGAUUUUGGGCUUGCAACGAUUUUUCACUGUAGAAGAGCCAAGCUGAAAAUAACACCAUUAGCAUACAGCAGGAACCCUUCAUAAGAGCUGCACUUUUGUUUAUAGCUAAAUGAAAAUGCCUAUUUAUGAAAUUAGUUACAUAAAUCCUGCAGUUUGCCACUUAUUUAGCACAAAAAGCAAAAUAACAAGGCUGGCUCGGUCCUGUCUAUUGUUCUUUGAGCUCUAAUUUAAGCUACCAGGUAGUGGGAGUGUAGAAGGCGUACCUUCUGAUUAGGGUCUCUUUACUCUAAUAAAGAAACAGCUGGAUACCUUAAAGCGUUCAAAAUUACGAGAGCGUAUGCUGUAGAUUGAACUCAACUGAACCCAAACUGAAGGUUGUAGUGCAUCCUCAGCUUCGCCUCUUUCAUCUCAUUGGUCUUGCGUUGAUCUCCAUAUUUCAAAACGCAAUGCUUGGCUGGGCCUGGUUUUUUCUGGCCGGAACACAUGCAACACCCACUCAGUCUCACCCACACAAGCUCUGUUGUUCAGAGAGCCCCUGAAUCUCGCCCAGCAGUGGAACCUCUGCUUUCUCUCUACACGCACACAAGCCGAGACUGAUGCUCGGCAACCAGGCGUCAUGGUAACUCAGCUGAAUGUCUUAACGGCGUCACUCUGCGCUCUCUUCUCCUGCACUUACGUCUCUCGUUCAUCCUUCGAUUCGCUCCCGAGCCCCGAAAAAGGUGGCCCGGCCAUCACCACUGUUCUUAACCAGCAGAGAAAAUGAUGUGUGCAUUAUUUUUUGUAACCCCACCCCUCCCCCACCCCACCCCACCCCCUUCUUCCAAUGGAGUCAAGUAAUGCUACAGGUACUGUCGUCUCUGUCCUCCUUCUUCUUUAUCUCUCUUCUCUUUAUCUCUCACUUUAAUUUAUUGUGUUCUCUUUUAUUUCUCUCUAAGGCUAAUUUGCCUCUGUUGCUGAUGACGUUUUUUUUUUUUUUUGUUCCUUUUUUUGUAAUAUUUAUCCUCUUUAUUUUGUUAACUCUAGUCACUGCUAAUGUAACAAAACGCACUGUGAUGAUUCCAGUAUUAAUAAAAGUUGUACUUAAACCGUG